UAAAUGAUUUAACAUCAAGUAUUGAAAGAUUACUAAAUAAUGAUUCCAAAAAUAAAAUUGAGAAUAUCGAUUAUAGUAAUCAUUAUAAUCAAAUUGAAAAUGCUAAAGAUACUGAUUUCGAAGAUCUUAAUUAUGCUAAUUAUAAUGAAAUCAAAGAUCUUAAUUAUAAUAAUGCUAAUUAUAAUAAAAUCGAAGAUCUUAAUUAUGAUAAUGCUGAUUAUAAUAAAAUAGAAGAUAUUAGUUAUAAUGAAACUGAAGAUGCUAAUUAUAGUGAUCUUGAAGGUAUUAAUUAUUUUAAUCUUAAAGAUACUAGUUAUAAAAAUUUUAAAGAUACUAAUUAUAAUAAUAUUAAAGAUAUUGAUCUUAUAGAUACUAAUCAUAUUGAAAUUAAUGAAAUUUAUUCAAUAAUGGAAAGCUUAAGAGUAAAUGAAAUUCAGCAUAUAGUUUUUCCUAUAGAAUAUCCACCUAUAUCAUCUGAAGAUAUUGUUAUUUGUUACAAUAUAGAAAAUUGGGAAUCAUAUGAUGCAGAAUUUGAAAAUAUGCAAUAUAUGACUGGAAAACCAAUGGGUAGUGGAGAAAAGCUAAUUUGGUGUCCUUAUUUAAAUU
Messenger RNA from Scutellospora calospora, 606 nucleotides. The record is from the annotation of a GenBank genome assembly. Lineage: Eukaryota; Fungi; Glomeromycota; Glomeromycetes; Diversisporales; Gigasporaceae.